CCACGGCGAUCAGGACGGAGCAGCACCGCACCGUACGCACGGAAUCGCCGCCGCGUCGCAUGGCCAACCACGGCGACCUCUCCCCGCCGGCCGACGUCGACUCCCAGGAGCUGAUUCCAGUCAUCUACCAGUCACCAUACAACAUGACACCGCAGGGUCCUCCAUGUUCAUGGCUUUUUUACUACAGGCCAGUUCCUCUCGGAGGUUUUCGGCGGAGGCCCGUGUACGAAGAUGGAACGACAAGGGUGCUAUGCUUGAGCCAAAUGUUCUCUCCAGACCAGCUAGAAGACGACGAGUACUACCGAAAGUUUUGCCGGAGGAUGACGGCAGAAGGACAGAGAUCCGGCGGUAAACUCAGGAGGACCGUCGUCCCAUGGCCGGACCCCAGCGGCGCUCCGGUCACCGGUGUUGGCAAGGUGUUUCUGGCAUACGCCGAUAUCGACAGCGCAGCAUAUUCCAAGACGAUGUUGCAUGGGAUGUGGUUUGAGGGGAGGCAGGUGUUUGCUGCGUUCUAUCCUGAGGACAAGUUUGCUGCUGGAGAUUAUGAUGGAUAAAAUGGAAAUCUUACUUAUCUUUAUUGUAAGAAUUAUGUGUCUCAAAGCAUACUUAAGCAUAACUGUAAAA
Messenger RNA from Aegilops tauschii subsp. strangulata, 624 nucleotides. RefSeq names its product splicing factor U2af large subunit A-like. The record is from RefSeq and is a predicted model, not a curated record. NCBI's taxonomy places the organism in Eukaryota, Viridiplantae, Streptophyta, Magnoliopsida, Poales, Poaceae. Gene Ontology annotation, molecular function: nucleic acid binding.